AUGAUGAGGAUUACCGAUGGCCGCCCUGUCAAGGCGGAAGCUCCGACAGUGAAUAGCUGUGUAUUUCAGCUGACUACCGAGGAGGCUCAGGCAGCUCCGGACGCCAUGGCUGAUACCUUUUUGGUCAAUGGUAUGUCUGCUCAUGUCAUGUUUGAUUCGGGUGCUACCCGAUUGUUCGUGUCACUUGCGUCUAGCAAGAAGUUACGGGAUGCGCUGGGAACUUUGGAUUCCUUACUUGAGGUAGAGAUUACAGAUGACCGCACUGUGAGGGUGUAUCAGGAUUGCGUCCUAAAUGUGUUGGGUGAGAGGUUUCGUGUGGAUCUGGUCCCGGUACCGUUACGUGGGUUGAAGGUGAUUGUAGGGGUGGACUGGUUGGGGGCCAUUGGGGCCAUGAUUGAUUGUGAGCGCCAGUUGGUUAGGGAUCGAACCCCAAGUGGGGGAGAACUGGGAGCUGAACAAACUAACGGUAAAGAACGGUUAUCUGUUGCCAAGGAUCGAUGA
Lactuca sativa (garden lettuce) is the source of this 501-nucleotide messenger RNA. RefSeq lists its product as uncharacterized. NCBI's taxonomy places the organism in Eukaryota, Viridiplantae, Streptophyta, Magnoliopsida, Asterales, Asteraceae. The record is from RefSeq and is a predicted model, not a curated record.